UUAGUUGCACAAGUUUUGCUAAAUGAAGUUAAAAAAUGCAAAUCUCACUAAAUGAGAUCAAAACUGUGGAAAAAAGAAUUCGCUGCAUGUGUACACAUUUCGUGCUUCUAGUGAUUUUCAUGGAUGUGACUGCUAAUUUACCCUUAUAUAAUCUUACAAUGCAUAAUAUCUCAAAAGCGGUAAAGCACCUCUACCUUCCAGGCUUCCAUUCCAGGUAAGCCAUUUGACAUCUCCAAAACUGACACCUUUUUCUUGUGAUUUGCCACCGAUAGUACCACAACAGUAUAGAUCCGUGGAUGGACUCAUGUGUUUGGUUUGUGCAUCCUCGCAUCCAAAGUUUCGGUCUUUAUUUAGACUGUGACCAAUUUCUUUUGCACGUGUGCUCGCUGUUUUCCAACUUCAAAUACAGUACUCUACUUUUUCUUGUCAAUCUCGUGAGCAACUAAGCUCUGACAAAAUUUGCACAUUUGGUUGGUGCCGCAAACAACUCCGUCCCAAAACAGCAGCUGGCCCUGCCGCAGUGCUGGUCAUGGACACCACCAGAGAGAUACUGGCGCAGUCCACGUCUUCCAUUCUCAUCUCAUGGAACGGUCAGCCAUCGAGCUCCCCGACUUCCAUAAGCCCGUCUCGAUCUCAAGUCAUGGACUCAUCGUCUCAGGCCUCCUCGUUUGCCGCUUUGGGUUGAUCGGCCGGGUAGGUGGCGACUCGGCGCGGCUGGGCUUGGUAGGUGCCCACCGGGCAACGGCGACUCCCAGCACCAGCAGCACCUUGACCGUUUCCCAAUGCACGCCGCUAACAACCCCCGGUUUGAUUCUUCUGGGAUCAGAUGCCCCCAAACCUACUACCACGGCACCUUUCGUCCUUCCCGAGUCCCGAUUUAUACCACCAACCGUCGAUCAAUCAUGCUGCCUGCUGUUUCCCAUUACCAUGUGCGGUAAUAAGACGCGUCCUCUGAUCUCUGCGCAUCUCUGAGCUUUUCAGGCUUUCACCUCCUUCGCGCGGAUCACUGGGUCACAUGGCGUCGAUGAGAGCAUGCGUGUCUCUGAAGCCGGCCGUGAGCCCGGUCAAGUACAGAUCCACGAGGGUCGGGGCGGGCAGCUUGGAGCCGAGAAGCCUGCGGAUAUCCUCCUCCUCUUCUUCUUCCUUGGACUCAGCCGCGGCUGAUGAUUGCAGAGGCGUCGGUUGUGCCAGCAUCAGCGGGAGGGGCGACGGUGUUGCUGCUGCUGCUGCUUCUUCUUCUGGUUUGGUCGGCGAUGGCGGGAGGGCGAGGAGAAGGGGCGGCGGGCGGCAGCGGCAGGUCGUCGCCAUGUGCAGCGCCAGCAUGGAGGGGGUCCGGCUCGGCGGCGCCUCCGCCGUGGCGGGCAGCGUGCCGGCGCCGGCGUCGGCGCUGCCGGAGCGGGCCAAGGUGGUGGCGCUGGUGGCGGCCGUGAUGCUGCUCUGCAACGCCGACCGGGUCGUCAUGUCCGUCGCCGUCGUGCCGCUCGCCGCGCAGCAUGGCUGGUCGAGCUCCUUCGUCGGGAUCGUCCAGUCAUCAUUUCUAUGGGGAUAUGUUUUCUCAUCCAUGGUUGGAGGAGCUUUGGCAGACCGAUACGGGGGGAAGAAGGUGAUGGCAGGCGCUGCUGUACUCUGGUCGUUGGCCACUUUCCUCACUCCAUGGGCUGCCUCUAAAUCGGCUGCGAUGUUGCUUGCUGUGCGUGUACUCUUUGGCCUUGCUGAAGGCGUCGCAUUUCCGACAAUGAGCACUUUCUUACCUAAGUGGUUCCCAACACAUGAACGUGCCACUGCUGUUGGCAUUUCCAUGGGAGGAUUCCAUCUUGGAAACGUGCUAAGCUUCCUAGCAACACCGAUCAUCAUGUCACAUAUAGGCCUCACUGGAACAUUUGCCUUCUUCGCUUCACUUGGUUACUUGUGGCUUGCUGUAUGGCUGUUGAAUGUAGAAAGUGAUCCUAUCGAUAGCCGUACUAUAAGCAAAUCUGAGCUGCAACUAAUUCUAGCCGGAAGAAGUGGAUCAAAAGUCAAAGGCAGCAAAUUCCCAUCCUUGAGAGAAGUGUUGUCAAAGAUGGAAAUGUGGGCCAUCAUUGUUGCUAAUGUGAUAAACAACUGGGGAUAUUUUGUCCUACUAUCAUGGAUGCCAGUGUACUUCAAAACGGUUUAUAAUGUCAAUUUAAAACAAGCAGCAUGGUUCAGCGCCAUACCUUGGGCGGUCAUGGCUCUAUCAGGAUAUGUUGCAGGUGCCUCUGCAGAUUUUAUGAUCAAAUCAGGUUUCUCCAUUGUGCGAGUUCGGAAAAUUAUGCAGUCAAUUGGUUUUAUCGGGCCAGGCGUGUCACUGCUGUGCUUAAGAUUUGCCCAAACACCAUUGGUUGCAGCAGUUAUCAUGACCGCCGCCUUGGGUCUGAGUUCCUGCAGUCAAGCCGGGUACUUCUGUAAUGUACAGGAUAUUGCUCCUAAAUACGCUGGAUCUUUGCACGGGAUGACGAACGGCAUCGGGACAGUGGCUGCCAUAGUUAGCACCGUAGGAGCAGGUUACUUUGUCCAGUGGCUGGGAUCCUUCCAGGCCUUCCUCACCCUUACGGCGGUGCUUUACUUCAGCGCCACUGUCUUCUACAACACCUACGCGACGGGAGACCUGAUUUUUGACUGAUCUGACAAGAUUCUUUUUCGUGUAUAAUGUCAUAUGUACAACUACAGCUUGUAAAAUCUCUUCGCCUCCGCUGAGUGGAGCCAAAGAAAUGAAUAAAAUCAAGAUUUUCCGAUUCA
Molecule: messenger RNA, 2757 nt
Organism: Brachypodium distachyon (stiff brome)
Lineage: Eukaryota; Viridiplantae; Streptophyta; Magnoliopsida; Poales; Poaceae
Product: probable anion transporter 2, chloroplastic
Exons: 8
Coding region: 1016-2641 (541 amino acids)
Biological process (GO): transmembrane transport
Cellular component (GO): plastid
Molecular function (GO): phosphate transmembrane transporter activity
Source: RefSeq, a predicted model, not a curated record